CAGGCCAUCACAUCACAUCACUGCGAGAAAGCCAAGGUUGCGGCUUCGUUACAUACAGUACAUAGUACAUACUAGCAGUACAGAAGUUAGCGCUCUCCCACUGCCUCGCUAGCGCACACUUGAUGAUAAUCCCCGCCAUUGUCGGUCAUUAAUCUAGUCUCAUGUAAGGAAGGCUGAUGAAGCUGAGACAAUACAUCCCAAUGAGCGGCACCCGCAACUCCUGUCCCAACCCUACAUAACUCGUAUCCGUGCAAGAGAUGAUUUCCUUGCUCUGACUGACCACCUAACCCUUCUGCGAUUAGACAAUCAGAAAGCGUUGCAACGAUGGCGGCAGACGCUGCGGCUCCAAAAGCAAAUAGUACAAGCCCCCAGGGCGAGCCAGAUGAAUGGAGCGAAGAACAAAUACAAGACGCUCUUGAGCAGCUGAAGAUGCUGCAUAUCAAGUGCCGAGAGCUCCGCACGACGGUCCCGCGCAUGCUCGAGCCUCUGACUUCAAGACAAACUACCCAACAAGACGCCCUCGUUUCCUUUCGAAAGUCGGUUGAAAAUGCUGCAAAUGAAAUGCAAGACUUCAAGACUCUUUACAACAGCGACGAGACCAGCAAGGUCUUUGGACAGGCAAAGAAGAGUCGACAAGCACAGCCAAAAGACAUCAAGGCCUGGCGAGCUCGAGACCACCCUGACUGGCUUGAUAUGAAGGAGAAGAAACCGACCACGUAAUCACCAACACUCUACAUAAUUGUGCAUUUCAGGGCGUUUGAGGGGCGGUUGCCAAGAGAAGAACGAAGACCGUUUUUGUUCUGCAUAUGGACGACCAUAUAGAUUAUGGCCUACGACGAUUGGGCUGAGCUGUAUUAACAUGUGGGUUUGGAGUUUUACUGCUCUAGAAGGAGAGCUUCAAUAGGCACAAUUGAUACCCUGGGGAUUAUCUGAUGCUGGUUUACCAGCGCACUCUUCGUAUGUUCCCAGGCAAGCAAACAAGGUGCUCUUUUGUCGAAUGAAAGUUGAUUCUAUCCGUGCAACUUGGUUCCUGUGGCGACGAUUACAUGUUAAAUUAUUUCCGUGUCUCUCGAGUCUCCUAUGUAACACGGCGGAGGAGAAUUCAUGGUUGGCAGUGGGGCACAAGUUUGACAGCUGGCACCAACGAUCCAUGCAGUCAUGAAGCUCUCAC
This is a messenger RNA of Truncatella angustata, 1171 nucleotides long. RefSeq lists its product as uncharacterized. The coding region runs from base 325 to 720 and encodes 131 amino acids. The record is from RefSeq and is a predicted model, not a curated record. The transcript is spliced from 4 exons. NCBI's taxonomy places the organism in Eukaryota, Fungi, Ascomycota, Sordariomycetes, Amphisphaeriales, Sporocadaceae.